Lymnaea stagnalis (great pond snail) is the source of this 15222-nucleotide messenger RNA. The record is from the annotation of a GenBank genome assembly. Lineage: Eukaryota; Metazoa; Mollusca; Gastropoda; Lymnaeidae.
ACGUGCCAAUUGAAGCGAAUGCAAAAUGUAAGCAGAAAUGGGGGAAAAAAACAUUUCCUGGUUGGAUGGUUAGCUAUUUAAGUGACAUCACCUGUCGAUACUUAAAUUUGUUUCUUUUAACAGUAGGUACAAGUAAUGUUUUGUAUAGUAUAGGCUUAUCCAGUAGAAUUUUUAAAUUAGGCUAUAUAUUUUAUAUAUUAUAGUUCAUUAAAUUCAGCAGUCAUACUGAUACUCAUACGACCAUCCUAGUAGAAUCCUACGUCUACGUAUUACUAGUAUUAUUACUUACUUAAAUUAAGUACAUAACAUAGUACUACUUGAAUUGUUAUUGUUACAAAACUUCAUUUCAAUGUGAAUGACAUAUAAUAAUAAUAGGCAUAGGCUAAGAAAUAAAUAGGCCUAAUCAGUUGUCAAUGCUAAUUAGGCAUACUAUAGUAGUAGUAGGCAGGGGCGUCUUUUUGUGUGUUAAUUAAUAAUUAUUAAUAUUAUUAUAGUUGCAGUGAAUUAGGCAACAUAGUUUUACAUAGGGAUCGAUUUAGGUUUCAGGUUAGCCCUUAGGGAUAGGGAUUGAUUUAGGGUUCAGGUUAGGCUUAGGGAUCGAUUUAGGAAUACAUUCGUGAAAUUCAAUAAAAUUGUGACAGUCGUCCCCGUAAAUUACAAUAGUUUCUUAUAAGUUUAACUUAGUUAAUAAGCUAGUAUUCGUAUUAAGUAGUAAAGAGUCACUCUCUCUAUUUCUAGUACUAGUGACAGUUAUAGUGCUGUUACCGUUAACUAAUUGACAUUGUUUGAAGUGUAGAGUAUAAAUAGAUUGUGCCUGACUUAUCUGUUGAAGAAUGAUUGUAAAAGAAUUUAGACUAGGUAGACACCCUCUAACUAUGACGGAACUGGUGAAGGCCUUCCCUUACACUUACUGGACUUACUAAUAAUUUGAUUAGUAAGAAAUUUAAUUAGUACAUUUAUAAGCUAAGGGCAGGGCCUAUAAAUUUUUAAAUGUUAUUGUUGACAAUAUUUUUAGCUGGUGCCGCUAGAUUUAGAGGAUAGUACUCUACUAAAGAUAACUUUUAUAUAAUAAUAUUAAAAUAAUAUAGGCAUAGGCCUACUUAUGACCAGUCCUGUCUUAAUAAGGCAUGGACAAGGGUGAUCAUGAUCCAAUCUGGGCACUGUGGUAAUGCACUGGGCCUCCUCCUUCCUCUCUUACCUAUGCAAGUAGGCAUAAUUAGUGUUAGGCAUUAAAGUAGGCUUAUUAUACUUAUAGUAUAGACAGUAAGGCCUAUUCCUUCACAUAAUUAAUAUUAUAGAUACUAUACUAUAAGACUAUAGAAUUAUUUAUUAAGUUAUAAUUAAGCUUUUGGUCCCCUGAAAACCACUGCAACACUAACCUAAAGGCUUAGUAAAGGUAAACAGGUCUGUUUAAGGACUUGUAUGUUUAUUGUGAUUGUGUGUUGUUUGGAGAGUAUUUGGGUAGAUGUUGCUAUUAAUACUAUUAAAUGCUUAGUAUUUUGUGUAAGGGGAAAUGACUGUUAGAGGGGUUGUUAUGGUGUGAAUGAUGGCUGUGCUGAGGUGUUGGAUUUUCGGAAUGUAUUGUAUUUGAAUAAAGAGACGUUUGUUUUAUGAAGCAUUGGUUUGUUUUAAGUAAAUGAAUAAACCCUAGACAAACAAAGCUAAUGAACCUUGGUAAGAACUGGUUUGUAACACCUAUGUCUUAUACUAUUGAGUUAAUUUAGACUAUAGCCUAUAAUAAACGUAGUGUAGUUACUGCUUGGACCUUAGGCUGUGUUUUCCAGGCUGCAUUAUUGAUCUACUUUUGAGAUAGCAGCUAAAGUAGUUAAAGGCUAAUGCAUAUUUAUUAUUUGAACGUGUGUGGUUUUGUAGUAAAGAAUAUGCUGUUUAUUCACAGGAUUCAGUUUUUAAGUCCUGGACACUGUAUGUAUAUUAUAAGAUAUAUUAGAUCUAUAUCUUUAUUACACAUUUAAAAAAAAAUUUGUGUUUGUUAAAAGGAAUUAAGGCCUGUUUAUCAGUAUACGAUUAUGUAAUUAAAUUAUAAAAAAUAAAUAUUUUUCCUCAAUGUAAAAGUUGGAAAAAAUAGUCAUAAAAAUAUACACUCUUUUUUUUAUUUUCAUUAUAGAAUCCUCAACUUUAUUUAAUUUACUGCUCUUAAAACUAUUUUUACAGUAAGUUAAUUAACUGCUGCGGUACACACAUCUUUGCUGCAUAACCAUCUAUAUUGACUUUUAUAUAGUCAUGCAAUGUAAUUAAAUCUUCUUCCAUAAUAAAAAGAUCCGUUUUUUUUUCUCUUAUAUUUAUCUUAUAUGUAUUUUGCUUUCUGGUGUGUCAUUCCCCCCCUCUCGAAAAUCUUUUUUUUUUUUUUUUAUUUUUCUUUUUUUUUUUUUUUUUUUCUGUGUGUCAUUCCCCCCCCCCCCCCCCAAAUGUUUUAUAUGAGUAGUACGGAAUGAAAAAAAAAGCUGUCACACAGCAAGCAUCAUGAGUGGCGGAUAAACUCUGGUAAAAAAUGUGAUUUUUCUUUCUGAUUUAGGUGAUUUAGGGUGAGGCAACUAUUAUAAUAAUCAAUAAAGAGCCAUGGGUAUUAUUUUGGACUGUCUGUAGGACUAUUGUUUAAAGGUCGGUGGGUAGGGUUUAGGAAAGUCUGUAGGCUUAUUGUUUAUAGGCCAGAAGGUAGGUUGUAGGGCUGUCUGUAGGACUCUUUUUUUUGUAACACUUAGACCCACCGUGUAUAUUUUCAAAAUAUCCAGACCCGGUUUAAAAAAGUUGCACCUGGUUAAGCCCUAGUUUACUAUAAUUUACUAACAGUGACAACACAGUUGUAACGUGCUCAAACAUUUCAGCAUCAGUGAUGCUUUUUUAUUCCUGUGAGGACAUUCUUUGUGUAAACAUUUCUUUAAGGCUAUGACAUUUGUGUAGAUGGACAAAUCUAAGAAAAAGAGCAGUAACAAAAGUGGUGCGACGUCUAGUUCUGAGUGGUCACGAACAGGAAGCUUCAUGAAUAAGCCAGAAAUGGGGUGGAUUCACCCAGAUGUCCAGCUUUUGCCUGAUGCUGGUAUCUGCUAUGGUGUGAGGGUAAGUACUCUUUCAUUUAAAGUUGAUUAUAUUCCAAAUGAAUUCAGAGAUACUUAUAAAAAUAGAAAACCUAAAUUUAUGAUAUUAAAUUUAAAAAAAAAUAAAUUCUGCCUCUGAAUAUGUUGAAAUAAUGGCAUAAUUACUUUUUGCCACAGUAUAUAGGCUGCUUAGAGAUAAAAGAAUCUAUGAAAAGCUUAGACUUUGAAACAAGAACUACAAUAGCCAGGUUAGUAUUAAGUAUAAAGCUUAUAAAAGAGCUAUAUUUUGUUAAUUUUUCCCUUAAUAAAUAUUUAAAAUCAUACCGGUAUGUUAAAUGCUUUUGUGUGUUGUGACUGUUUCUCCAAUGACGAAGACACUAAAAUAGAUUUAAGAGGCUGAAGAAACAGUAAUGUUUUGAGAAUAUUUUUAACCAUGCCUGUAUUGCAGCAUCAUUAUAACAAGCUUCAACAUUAGCAGUUGAGUUUCAUUAAUUCUAACCCAGGGGUCGGCAACCUGCGGCUCUUUUGAUGUCAAGAUGCGGCUCUCCAGUUCCAUGCGCAAAUAUUAAUAAUUAUAUUAAAAUUAAUUAAAUAAAAAUGUUAGUGGCUCUUUAAAAACUGGUAAAUUUUGUAAAUUGUAACUUUUGGCUCUUCCGUCUCAAAAGGUUGCCGACCCCUGUUCUAACCUCAUGUCAUACUAGAGAUGUAAUCUGUUAAUUUUUGGUUUUCAAGAAACAUUGAAAAUCCAUUCUCACAGAAAUUAGGCUAAAGUCUUUAUUAAGUAUCUCUAUGGUACUUUUUUAUAAAUAUAUUUUUUUAAUGUGGAGGAAUAUGAAUAAAAUGUUUGUAGUCUCCUUGUAUAAUUUUAUGUUCAUUUUUUAAGAAGAGAGUAGUAAUAGUAAUGAAUCUCUUAUAAUUUGUUGUUUUUAACUACGUUGGCAAGCAACAUGUUCAUUUUAAGUACAAGCAAAAUGCACUGCUGCAUGUUUAUUUAAGGAUUAGGAAAGUACACAACAUUUAUCUUUCUUCUGCUACGGCACUAGAGAGUCAAUAAACAGAGUGGCUGAGGCAGCUGGAUUGAAAACAGCCUCUAAAAGAAAAAAGGUUAGUAAUAAGUAAUACAGAAGCAAUUAAUGGCUGAGAUAACAAUGUCAAAGAGUACUAUGGUUUAUCAAUUUAGAAUGCAAACAUAAUUUAAAAAUCCAAACAUUUUAAUUAGAUCACAUGAAAAUAAAUUUCUAUACACAUACAGAUAUGAUAAGCGCUAUAUAAAAAUGCCUAAAUAAAUAUGUAAAGAUAUCUUUUAAUUUAAAGCACCAAACUUUCCCAAUUUUCCAAUCUUUUCAAAUAAGCAUUUACAUUAUUUAUAACUAACCUUGAAAACAAAUGAAACUACACCAUAAAUUAGAAUUUUAAAAGCAUAGUCAUCAUUGGAGAAAUAAAUUUAUGUUUUUUUUCCAACUGGUUUAAUAGUGAAACAAAUAAAAAAAUAAAUUGAAAGAAUUGAUUUUAGUAAAUUACCAUUGAGCCAUUUGCUCGGUUUAGCAAAUAAAUAUGGGUAGGGAGUAAGAUUUGCACAAUUCACCAAAAAGCUUUCCAUCUACCUGAGAAAAAGUAGGGCAUUCAACCAGUAUCUAAGUAAUUCAUACAUUUACUGAAUGAGUGGGAUAUAGUUUUUAAACAUAAAGCUUCAGUGAACCGGUACUCAAGUGGAUGACUUAAUGGGUAGAAACAUUGUAGGAAAGGCGCAGUGUUAUUGAAGUCCAUCAGUCAGAUAGUUUAUUAUUAGUUUAUAAAAUUUUCAAGUGCUGUAUGCAGCUUAAAACACCAUAGGGAGAGAAAAGGGUGGGAGUGGGAAGGGAAAGUUGGAAGAGCAGAAAUAAAAUAAUAAAAAUACUGUAGAAGUACUAAAGACAUAAGAAGUGAAGAAGUAUGAUAAAUAUAUUUUAAUUUCUUUAUGUACUGAAUAAUUAAGCAAAUGUUUCACAACUGACAGAAGUGGAUUUUCAUUCUUAAUUGGUUAUUGAAAUCUUUCAGAUUGAUCGUAAAUUAGCAAAGAUGAUGGGAGAUUCACCACAUAUGCAGUAUGCUGGGUCCAAUGUUAAUCUCACUAUUACAACAGGGAGCAUAAAUCUGAUGGUCAUGGAAUCAGGGGAGGUUAGUAAUUCAAUAUGGGGAGAAAAAAAACAUUUAAUUAAUUGCGCUACCAAUACUUCAUUAUGAAUGGUUCAAAUAGCUGAAAGUAAUUGUGUAUUUUUUCAAAGUUUAGAAAAUAGAUGAAAUUGAAAUUUAGAAUAAAAUAGAAGGCUUCUUUAUACAUCUAUUGGACUGUUGUCUUAAUUAACUGAGCCACAUCAACAAAAUAUGUUAAAGUUUUAUUUUAAAUUUUGAUUGUAUGAAAUAGCUCUCAAGUCCAAAAUUAGUGGAAGAAAAAAUAAACGUUGUUGCUUAUACUUAGGAGGAUACAAGUUGAAUGAUUAAUUUGUUGGUAUUUAAAAAUUCUGUGAUUUGAAAUUUGAACUCUGUUGAAAUAAAAAUAAUCUAAAAAGCGCUCCAUUUCAUGUUUAUUAUAUUUUUUAAUGAGUUUUGAUGGUAUUGUUUUACAUUAUUUUAAAGUUGCUUAGCAGUGCCUACCAAAUAUUGGCAUUUAGAGAUAAGAUUCAUGAUAAAUGCAUUGAUCACCACCGGCUCAGAAACCUGACCUCUUGUUUCUUAAUAACUAGAUUAUCGCUGAUCAUCCUUUGCACGUAGUUUCUUUUGCUUCUGGUGGUGACGUUGUAAGUAUAAAUAUUUUUUAAAGUUUCAAUUCUCUAGUGCAAAUAUAUAAAUGAUUGGAAUGUUUAAACUUUGAGGAGUGUAAGUGUAAUGAAUGUUAUUGAGCAUUUAAAUUUACUUCAAACUGUCUGCAUAUCAAUAAAUUAAUUCUCUUAUCCUUAGGAUACAUUGGACUUUGUUUCGUAUGUUGCAAAAGAUCCCCAGUACGGUCGUGCCUGCCAUGUUUUAGAGUGUGGUGGUGGUCUAGCAGAGGAUGUUGUAACAACUAUUGGCCAGGCUUUUGAACUUAGAUUUAAACAGUAUUUGAAAAAACAACCUAAGACAGUCCAACUUCCAGACAGGUAAUAUGCUAUUUACUUCUUAGUCAUUUGAUAUGAAAAUGUAAUCAGCCUUGUAGGAUAAAAGCAACAUAGCCAUUUUUUUAAAGGUAAACAUUUUACAUUUUUUAAAAAAGCAACACCAAUAAUUCUUUAAAUAUUUUAAGAAGAGACAACCCUGGAUUUGAAGAUGAAAGGUGGGGUGACAAGGAAGAUUACUACAAUGAUAAUCCAGAUGCAACACCACCCAUUCCUGCCGAGGCAUCUGGUUCUACUCCAAUUGUUCCCCCUCGUCCUGAAUACAGUUUGCCUAGUAAUGUAAGCCUUUAACUUAAAUAAAUAUCAGUUUAAAAUCAACACAGGGGGAUAUGUAUUUUUAAUGUGAUAAGUUAGCUUGUUUAUAUAUAAAGAUAUUUUUAUGUGCAAAUAAACCUUAUGAUUAAUUUAACAAGGGAUUCACUUGGAAAGUUUAAUGUGUUUAAUAGGUUUUCUGCUAUUUUUGUUAGGGACAAUUUAUACUGGCAUAUAUUGUUACUGGUCUGAUUACAGUUUUAGUUUUAUAUAUAGUUUUCUUUGUUUUUUCUUGUAAUGUUUUUAGUAUUUUGUGACUACUGAACUAUGCAAUUUUUCCAGCCGAUAUUCUUUCUUUUAUUUCUGUUAGUAAUUAAUUUCUUUCAUUUAUUAAGGAUCCUAGAAAUUUGAAUUGAUACACUUUUUCAAAAGUGUGGUUGCUAAUUUUAAUGGUUUCAUCGGUCUGUUCUUUUCUUAACAUAGUGAUGUAUUUUGUUUUUUGGUCAACUUCCAUCUCUGCUUUUAGUGAUGACAUCUUCUAAUUCAAUGAAAGCUUAUAAUAUAUCUUUAUUACUCUUCCCUAACAGUGCUAUGUCAACAAACAAAAAAAUGUGCAAAACAGUAAAGGGGUUGGUGUAGACAGUACCUAGUCAGUACCUAUUGCUUGUUGGUCUCAAGUUUCCCUCAGAAAGUAUCCUGUGAUUGUUCCAAGGGUGUCAAUAUCUAUGCUUCUUAUAACUCUUUUUUAAUUUAAGUUUAAAUAGCAUACAAGACGGAGAGUCUCCUUGUCUUAGGCCUCGUCUAAUCUGAAAUUUCCUUGAAAAUUUACCCUGAACCUUGAUUUUGCUUUUUUAUUUCUUUUAAGUUAGGGUAUAUGUAUCAUUCUUGUAAGUUUUUUUUGAAAUGCCAAACUCCUUCAGAGUCUCAUAUAGAUAUUUUCUUUUGAUACUGUCAUAAGUCAUUCUAUAGUCCACAUAGAGUUGAUGUACUGGGAUAUAUUAUUCAUAAUAUGUCUCUAAUCGGCAUCUGAUGGUAAAAAUCGGAUACUUUCUCUUCAUGCCAGGUUUUAAGUUUAUGUGUCUGUGUAAAUUUCUUCUUCCAUAUUUAAUAAGUUCUGUUUAUAUGAGGUCUUCAGGGGGUUUGUUAAUUUUUUCAAAAGUUGGCGGCCUUGUCCUCCAUGUGGUGGUUGAUAAUCUUCAUCUUGUCCUUUGCAUUUAGUAUGGCCUCAAAAUAUUAAGCCCACCUCUCCAGUACUUAACUAUUUUCCGUAAUGAAUCUUUGCUGUCACACAUUUGAGGUCUUCUAUUUCUUUUAGUUUAGCUUUUUCCCUUUCCUUUUUUUCUUCCUGCACAUUUUUGUGCCUCUCCUGGCUUUAUUGUAUAUUUGUCUUGUAUUUCUGGUUUUCCUUUGUAUCGUGGUCAUUCGUGCCUUGUUCCUUUCUUUGACAACAUUUCUGCCAGACACUGGAGUAAUUUAAAACCAAUUAAAAAACACAUCUAUUUCACAAACACCUUCUGGGGUGAUGCUAUCUACCAUCUUUUUCAGUUAAUGUAUAUUGGCUUGUGUUGCUUAUGGUUGAAACGGGAUGAAGGACUUUGACUGGGUAGCUUUAUAUGGUUGCGUCUGUUUUUAAAUGUGGUAAAUUUUAGAUUGUUUUUAUUUCUCUUUUUAAUAUGGUUGACUUUGUACCGCGCUUCGAGCUUUUGGGGAUGAAGCGUGUUUUUCAAAUAAACUUUAUUAUUACCGGUAUUAUUAUUAUUAUUGUUCAUGAUCAAACCAGCCUACUCUACUGUUGGUUUGCUGAAAUCCUGCUUUUUUUUCUGCUGAUUUUUUCCAUUGCUUUUUUUAUCCUCUCCUAUCAUUUGUGUUAUUUUCCCUGUUUAUUCUUUCUGUGAUGUUUCUAGUUGGGCUUCUACUUCAUUUUGGUAAGCUUUUGCAGUUAGUGGGGUCUUUGGUGAGUUUUUGGUAAUGAUACCGUUUUUCUCUUUGGUUUCAGCCAUUGUGUGUUAUGCUUAUUCUCUGCUUAUAUUUAACCCCACCCUUACAAGUAGAUUGUCAAGGUCUGCAUCUGCUCCUUGAUAGUGUCUUAUUUUUAGUAUGUCUGAUCCAUGGCUCUAUCGAUUAGAACAUGGUCAGUUUGGUUUUGAGUGAUUCCAUCUGGUGAGUACCAAGUAACUCUACGUACAUUCUUGUGUGGAAACUUGUUGCUGCUGUCAUCCCUUUUCCUGAGGCAAAGUCUAUGAUUCUGAUGCCAUUUGUCAUUGGAUUCUUCAUGUAGUGAAAUGGCUAACAAGAAAUACAAAUUAAUUUUAAGUAUUUAAACACUUUCUGUUAUAUUUAACUACAGAAACCCCUUCAAGAAGAAAAAGACACAGAAUUCCCUAACUUUGACAGAAGUAAGUACUUUGAAAGGCUAAUAUUAGGUUACCAUAUAUACUCGCUCAUAAGCCCGUUCAUUCAUAAGCCAACCCUUUAGUUUUGUCAAGGAAAAGCAUGAAUAGUAUGUAACCCAGUUGUUAUGCACUGGUUUUGUUUGUAUGGAAUAGUUGUUGAUCAUGAGAUGGUGAAUAGUUUUGUGAGGGCCAGUUGUGAUUGGUCGAUGGGGUGUAAGUUAGUAUGUCAAGUGUUGCUGAGAGUUCGGUAGUUAGUUAUCUUCUUAGAGCAAUCCUAGUUUGCCUGUGACAAAUUGUUAAAUUUAGCGUAGAACAGUAUUGUCCCCAUAGUGUAGUUAGGCUUUUAUAGAGGAGGUUUGUGAACUUGUUGUUAUUCAAUUUGGCCUUGUAAAUAAAUAACUUUAGCGUUGUCAACCUGGUGUUUUAAUUGCUUUUCAUCAUCCAGUGUAGACAGAACGAUGAAAGUAUAUCCUAGAACAUAUUUUCCCCUUAGACAACACGGAGCCUAUCAAACUACCCGUACCGUAAAUGAAUCUACUGCAGGAUUUAAAAAAUUUUGCAACUUGCUCUAAGAAAGAAGUUCACUACACUAGUCCCAUAAAAUAAUAUGUCAGUAGAUGCAAUACGAUACUUAAAGAAUUAUAUUUCUUUUAACAAACUUCACAUCAAUCUGUUUAUACAGUAACCCUUAUAAACAAAAUAUUUAAAAAAAUAGGACCUCUGCGAUCUACAAUAACAAUUUAAUCAUUCAAUGUAGGUGCUUUGAUACUCUCUAAGCACAGUCACUCUCAUACACGGCCAAUUAGUUAACAGCUUAAACUUACGUUUAUUACUUUUUUCUUCAUUGUUUUGUAUAAUAGAGUCAAUGUACCCGGAGAAGAUUAUAAAAAUCUCCUAUGACCCACUCAUAAGCCGACUACCUAACUCAUUCUCCUGAAAUCUUUUUAAAACAUGCUUAUUUGGGGUACGAAUGGGUAAUUAAAGUGAGCUAACAUGAAUUGAAUGUAAAUGUACCAGUGCAGUAUAUCAUUCCUACAAAUUUUAUUUUAAAAAUCUUCAUUAUGAUGUUUUCUAAAAAUUAAUCAGCAUAAAUUGCUUAUAAAUUAUCGUUGGUGUGAAAGUUAGCUCAAGUGAAAAAUAUCAAUAUAGUUUCGUGUCUUAUAAGACAUGAACUAAUUAUACUGUAUUAAAAUGUGACCAUUGAAGUUUAAACUUUAAACCCACAAACUUUAAUAAAGAGGUUGCAUGUUUCUUAUCUGAACUAAUUGUUUCAGCUUGUAAAAUAAUAAAUGAAUCUUUUUAUUGUGAAGCUGAUGGAUCCAUUGCAAGUGAACAGACAAAUGGUGUGGAGUUUGAUCUCAAAGGAAAGCCCAGUGAAAAAGAGCAAAGCUUUAGAACGAUGGAUGCAUUUGAUAUGGGUAAAGUAUAAUUUUGUUAUCUAUUUCAAGUUUGUUUGCCACAAAACCCAAAGCUCUCCAAGGAGGAAUAAAAGGAAAUUAUGUAGUACAAGGUGGGGGGACACCUGAAAAAACAUGAUCGCUGAUAAGGCUUGUUGUUGACACGUUUCUGGUUUUGUUGUGAUUUUAAAAAAAAAAAAGUUUUCCCCUAUUUUGUACUUGUACUACAUAUUUCCUUCUACUUCUACCUAACCUUUUCAAAGUCUACCCCCUUAUUAUCAUAAGGAUGUACUACAUAUUUCCUUCAUUACAUGGCCUAACCAGCAAAGGCGCUUUUUCCUAAGAGUGGAAAUAGGCUACACAUUUUGGCACGUUCCAAGACAUUUGUGUUUGGCACCUUGUCCUGCCAUCGAAUGCGUAAAAUGCGACACAGACAUCUUUGAUGGAAGCUGUUGAGUUUCUGCUCAUGACUGGUAUGUGUGGACCACACUUCACUGCCAUAUAGGAAACGUACUAAGCAUGCAAGCCUGAUAGACACAAUUAAAGCUUGUUCAUAGUUUAAAAAUGAACAUACCUAUCAGUUCAAACUUACUUUCUGUGGAACUUCUCUUCAAAAAUUUUAACGCAUUCAUCAGUCAAGAUGAUUAAAUAACCUAUCAUUUGAUGCUGCUACCAAAUAGCGUUCUAAGCGCUUGAAUGAUUAAACUAAUUUAUGCAAAUUUUUGUACUUGAGAAACUUAUCAUUCAGAAUCAGUGUGUGUAAAAAGCAUUCAACUCCAGGGUGGUGUCUAGUCAUCUCAGCACUUACAUAGCCUUGGAUGCUAAAUUUCAACAGAUCAGUCCCUUUCUCUUCCAUUCAGUUUCAAAUGUUUGCAUCGAUUAUUGCUGCAGCUUUUUGAUCGUGAACUGCACACAAACCUACACAUUUUUUUUUUGCUGAAAUUAUUAAUUUAUAGUUUUCCAUGUCAGUCUCAACUGGCACUUUGUUUGAUAAACUUUUAAGUAAUCUUGAAUUAUUUUUGUGGUGACUGGAACCACGUUUACCACCUCCAUAAAUUUACAUAUAAUAUUAACAUUGUUCAGACUUUGUAUUUCAUCAGAAACUCCAGUGACAUAACACUUAGACAUUUGACAACUUACAAGUUUUGGAGACUAACAUAACCAAGUGCCUUGCAAUCUUUUGUUCUCAUCACAAAAUGCUUUUAUUACAAAACUUUUAGUUUUGAUUCUGAUCCAGAGGGAAAGCAUCUUUGGGUCACAUGGUUCACGUUUCAUGAAAACCCUUUGAUUCUUUUCUCACUUGCAUGGACAGAAAUAUUGGCUCAGUCUGUUGGAAAUUGAUUUAAUUGGUGCUCAUGACUUUGUUUCAAUUGAAAGAGAAGCAAAAUUUCUUUGCUGUUGAAACAUUUUUAGUCUUGACAGUUUAGGCAUCAAAUUUUUUUUUGGAAGCAAUAACACUAUAAUGACCACUACACCCUUGCCCCACUGAGACUUUAUAUUUCUUUCAUUAUCACUAGUACCUUGUGUUCUAAAAGUCUUCUUGACACCUUUGAUUUUUCAACUCAUAUUGACAUUGGUUUGGCAACAAUCAGGGCAUAAAAUCUGAAUGGGAAGUAAUACCAGGUAUAGUUUUAUCUCUUAGGAUUGUAAAAAAAAAAAUGGAAAUAAGGCCAAUGCAAAGAUUGUGAAAUUUAUUUAAAGUUCACAUUUUUCUCAUAACUUUUGUUUUCAAGAUUUGGCCGGGUCCCUCAAUACAACCAGGUUCUAGCUGCUACCACAGUAGUUACGCCGCUGGUAUUUGCUGUUAAUUGGUGUACAAAUAUGUUUUAAUUAUACAUAAUUCAUAAUAUCCAUUACAGAGGUUUUUAGUGUAGAACUGCCACCCGCACCAGAACUUCCUAUUUCACCAUCUUCCACCAAAAGGAUCAGUAAGGCUGAAGUGGAAAAGGAUUUGAGGGAAAACAAAUCAGCUGCUGAAGCUCUAGAGCCGGUAUUUGAAGAAUGGUACCACAGCGACAUAACACGCAAACAGGUCAAAACUAUUACAUUUAUACUCAACACAUGUUCAUCUGUUAUAAAUAACUGACUAAGCUGUUUUGAAGGGUUUAAUUCUGUCAAAUUAAAAAAGAAAGACAAAAAAAGAAUAUUGUUUCUAAUAAAAAUGAUUGACAAAAUGGAACGGGUAAUUGUUAAUCUUAUGAGGUUAAUCGGUCAAUGGUCUAGAAAAGUAAAGGAUGCUCUAUUAGUAUUAGACCUAUAAUAUAAAUCAGUUUGACCACUUUCAGUAAGUGAUGUGAAUAGUGAUUGCAAAUGACUUUGAAAUGUCUAAAUAUUAAGUAUUGCAAAAACUGACUGACAAGGUUGUUAGUUUUAAAAAAUUAUUUCAAAUUCAACUCUUAUAACUUAUGCAUGAAAAACAAAGUACUUAACAAGUAACAACAACACCAUCUAAUCUUAUGAAAUAUGCAGACUUUGUUAUUAGGACAUAUAUCUAACUAACUAAGUACCGGGUAUUAAAUGUAUCUUUAAAUCUAUUUAAAAAUUAAAAAAAAUAAACAUUUUUAUUGCAAAAAAAAAAAAAAUUAAAAAAGAAAUUUCUAAUCAUUUUCUUUUGUAUGAUUAUUACAAAACUACAUAAGGAAAUGAAGUAUACCUCAAAUAUCUAUGAUUUAGAAAUUUCUAAAUAUUAAGUAUUGCAAAAAAUGACUAACAAAGUGUGAGUCAUGUUGUAGCUUGUCUGGAGCUGAGAUAUUGUUGUUUUAUUAAUUAUUUACUACCUUUUUUUACCCCAUGAUUCGAUUUUAAAAAAUAAUUACUUUUGAAUAAUCAUACUGAUAAGUAAAUGGCAAUUUUUAAUUUCUUUACUUUAUCUAUAUACUAUACCUGGUACCACAUCUAUACUUGAAAUUAAGUAUGAACACGUGCAUGGAUAUAUUUUUAUAUUUGACAGGCUGAAGCAUUGCUUGAAUUUGAUGGUGACUUUCUUGUAAGGAAGAGCUCAAACAGUCCAGGCCAAUUUGUUCUCAGCGGAAAACAGACUGGUGCACCCAGGCAUCUUUUAUUAGUCGACCCAGAGGGCAUUGUAAGUUUUAUUUUGUAUUUUUUGGGGCUAGAUGCUAGUAAAAACAUGAAUGAUAAAUUUCUAGAUUAAAAGACAAGUAAAUUAUACAUUACUAAUGUAAAUUAUGAAAAUCUCAUUGGAGGGGGUAUUAAUCAUGAUAUAAAUGGAAAACUCAAAAACUUAAAGAUAAAUAAAUAUUUCAUUUUAUAUGUACAAGUUGUCAGCUGACUAAAUGAAUUCAAAGUUAAAAGGCAGUAAUGAGCAAACAAAAAUAGUUUUAUGAACUUUGAUUACAGAAAUACUGUUUUCUGACUCAGGGCAUGGCAAGUCCUAUGACGUUAUUUAUAAUAAUUUCUAAAAUGCAAUUUUUAAUAUUUACAUUCAGGUGAGAACAAGGGACUUCAUAUUUGACAGUGUCAGCCACUUAAUCAACUACCACAGACAAAACAACCUCCCAAUCGUCACACAAGGAAGUGAACUACAACUUGUCCGACCCGUUAAAGCUUGCAUCUCUGCAAUUUAAUCUGUAUUAAUAAUGGUUUUGGAUGUUAAGUGUCAUUAGUUUCUUGUAUAGUCUUUUGUACAUACUGUUUUUUCCUACAAACAGAUUGACAGAAGUAAGUUUAAUACAUGUAUCCUAUUUAUUUAUUUUUUAAAAAAGGAAUAGUAGAGUUCUAGUGAUCAGUAUUUUACAACAAAAGUGACAAAAGCCGUAGAUAGUUUCCUUUUUUGUUGUUGUAUAACAUUUACCAAGUCUUGUGAGUUGGCAAGUUCGCUGCAGUCUUCCCAUGUCAUUGUUUUUACGUUUUUAUUCAGGAUAUUUUUCCCGACUCAAAGAAUAACUGCCAAGCUGGGCUGAUGAGUUUAUUCUUUCGGUUAUUUGUCCAUAGUUGGGGACAACUGACAUAUUUUAACCUGCUCCCUACUGGUUGUUAAGGAGACAGCUCAAUAGCCAUGUAAAUAUAACAUAUUUUAAUUAAAUUUGGUCAAAUUUACAGUCAGUGAAAUAAUAAUAAAUUGUUCUUAAAUUUUGCCAAAUUCAUGCAUGAUAUAUUUUUAUGUUUGGUCAGUAAAUUGAAAAAACAUUUUCAUGAAAUUUUCCUUUUUUUUAUACAACUUUACCUUUAAUUUGUUGACAUGUCUUAAAAAAAAAAGAAAAAAGCAAUGUUUUUUUUAAUGAUAUAACUGAUCUUUAGAGUUGAGUGUUUAAUCUAUAUAUUAAUAUGUAGGAGGCUAAAGCUACACUAUGAUUAUAGUGAAAUUCAGAUAGAAAUAUCUCCUUACAGUUAAAAAACUUAAUCCAUGAGAAUAAUCUGCAAUUCAUUUCAUUGUUUUUUUAAAAUUGGUACUUGCCUCUUAUUGUUGAAUCCUCUUAUUCUUUUAUUGCAUAAUUCAUAUUGUCAAUUAAGAAAUUCUAAAUUACAGCAGUAUUUAAUGUAUUAAGAUACUUUGAAGAUAUUUCUAUGUGUGCAAAUAGGUUGCUUUAGUAAAUGAUGUAACUUCUAAGAUUUAAUAUAUGGUUUUUGUGAGAGCCACCUAUAUUUUUUGUAAAAAGCUUUUAUUUCUUAAAUAAUGUUGCAUCUAUGCUGUCUUACCGCAUAGGGCACCAUGUUGUGAUCUGUUGUUUUAUUGAAGUUAUUUGACAUGUGCUUUGUGCAAUUCUUGAAGAAACAAGAAUGAAAGAACCAUUAAAUAAAAGUGGAUUUCACAUCAAGACUUUUCACCCACUAAUCCAUUGAAAUUUACUUUCAGUCACAUUCAAGGAUGUGAGCAUGUGAAAAAUUUAAGUGGAAAAAUACCAAUCUUUUCUUAGAGCAAACAAUCAAGGAGAUGUGGAGUUCUUUUUAAGAAUAAAAUUUCACUUUCAAACUGAAACAUGUAAUGUUUGCUAGAAUUUAUGUAUUGUAAGCAUUAACAGGAUAAGAUUGUCAUCUA